Argiope bruennichi is the source of this 7602-nucleotide messenger RNA. RefSeq lists its product as uncharacterized. Gene Ontology annotation, cellular component: plasma membrane. Gene Ontology annotation, molecular function: ATP hydrolysis activity; ATP binding; ABC-type transporter activity. NCBI's taxonomy places the organism in Eukaryota, Metazoa, Arthropoda, Arachnida, Araneae, Araneidae. The transcript is spliced from 15 exons. The record is from RefSeq and is a predicted model, not a curated record. The coding region runs from base 304 to 2517 and encodes 737 amino acids.
AGCAACGCUUGCUUUCUUUCCUCCACGAGAAGCACUGCCGAGAGGUACCCCUGUCCACUCCGGCGAUAUUGGCCAAGAUUCUGCGGUUACGUCUGCCGAUCAAGCAAGAAAAAAAAUUCAGACUUAGAAAAAAAAGUCAAGGACUGAAUCGACCACCCCCUCAAGGGGGUUAGAUAGUUCUUAAUUAUAUAAAAAAAAAACUUUGUUCCUUUUUAAGAUUUGGAAGAUUUUGUCAGAAGAAUUAAAUCAGAAAAGAAACUAAAUUUUAGUUAAUUUUUUUUGUUUUGAUAAGUGAUAACUGCGAUGCUCAUAUCGAAAGAUCUGUUAGUGUUAGGCCAGCAGUAUCUGAAUUUGAGGAGACAAGAAAAAGUCAUGAAGGAACUUGCGGAGUUGAAACCAGAAGAAUCAUUAGGACAACUAAAUGGUUCUGGAGAAGGCAGCAACAGCCCCACUGGCAGACAAAAGCCAGUGGAACUGCUCUUUAAAGAUGUGUGUGUCUCCUACGAAGGUAAAUCCAUUCUCAGGGAUGUCAGUGGAAUGGUUCGACCUGGAGAAUUACUGGCUAUCAUGGGGCCAAGUGGUUCUGGAAAGACUACAUUGCUUAAUGCUAUUGGAGGACGAACCCCUAUGGACAGCGGAAUUGUGACUAUGAAUGGAGAGGAACUCAACAAGCAAUUGAGAAGAAAGAUCUGCUAUGUCCUCCAACAAGACGUCUUCUUCACAGACCUCACCCUCAGACAGACUCUCAUAUAUUCCGCCCUUUUGCGACUUCCCGACAGCAUGCCUUAUUCCGAGAAGAUCCGACAUGUGGAGUGCAUCAUCGACAUCCUGGAUCUCAGGGGAUGCCAAAACACAAUUAUUGGAGAUAUGUUGAAAAGAGGAUUAUCUGGUGGUGAAAAAAAACGAGCUAACAUUGCCUGUGAGCUUCUACAAAAUCCUUCUCUCAUGUUACUUGAUGAACCCACCUCGGGUCUGGAUUCGUGCACCGCUCAUUCCCUGAUGGUCUCUUUGAAGAGACUUUGUGCAGAAAACAAGUCAUUAGUGGUAACUGUUCACCAACCAUCCAGCCAAAUUUUCUACAUGUUCGACAAGUUGCUGUUGCUAUGCAACGGACAGGUGGCUUACUUUGGAGAAGCCGGGAAGGUUGUGGAUUUUUUUAGCACCCUUGGAAUGCAGAUAUCUGCUCAUUAUAAUCCUGCCGAUUACAUCAUGGAACAAGUAAAGAGUAGUCCCGAUGUUCAAGAAAAAAUUAUCAAUGCAGCUAUUAAACAAAGGAAAGACCACGACUAUCCCAAAGAGCUCCAAGACGAUUAUUACUGCCCAUCUGUGGUCAUUGAAUCCUCAUCCCCUUAUGAGGGAAGCGGUGGCAAGUCCGUGGAAUGUGUCCACUGCCACAGACAGAUGUGGCCCGGUAUCAACCACAGAAAUGAUGAGAGGUGUGAACCCUGCGCACAUUCCUUAGUCUGGAAUAUGUCUCAAGAAUCCAUGGAUCAAGCGCAACCCGUCGAACUCCGUGUGAUGAUCGAUCCUGAUAAGAAGUUGUCUACAGUGUACAGUAAAGUCGAAACUAGAGAUGAUGACGAUUCUGGUCGUUCUUCUUGGUCCGAAGUGGCCAGCUCUACCUUUAGCAGUGAGGUGGAUUUGAAAGAAGAGAAAAAAUGGCCUACCUCUUUUUAUACUCAGAUGAAAGUACUGACCCAAAGGAACUUCAUGGAAGCCAAAUCCAGAAUGCUUUCAAAACUCAACUGGGUUCAGACUCUGGGGUUGGGAUUUAUUUGCGGAUCUAUCUGGUUCCAAGUUCCCAGGGAAGAAUCGAAAAUUGCUGAUAUCAGAGGAUGGAUGUUCUUUAGUACAACGUAUUGGAUGCUUUUCGCUCUUUUUGGAGCUCUGAUUUCUUUCCCACCUGAAAGAGAAGUGAUAAACAAAGAGAGAGCAUCUGGAGCUUAUCGGUUAUCUGCCUACUAUCUAGCCAAGAUGAUAGGUGAACUGCCUUUAGUGAUGACACUGCCCACUGUUUUCCACAUUAUCUCCUACCCCAUGAUGGGCUGCUCUUCUGCUGAAACAUUCUUCAGUCUUUGGGGGUUCCUGUUGUUGAGUACAGUCGUUGCACAAAGUGUUGGUUUAUUUGUUGGCGCAUCCUGUGUCGAUCUCCAAGUAUCUGUGACAGUAUCUGCCUUGUAUUCCUUGUCUACGAUGUUGUUUGGUGGAUAUUACGCUGCUACAUUGCCAAGCUGGUUGCAGUGGCUACAGUAUUGCUCCAUGGUUCAUUAUGCUUUCCAGAAUAUGCAGAUGAUAGAAUUUGGUGGUGGACCGCCUAUAAGAUGUGCCGAAUCCAAUUCCAUGUUCGAGAUCUGCCGACAGAGCAACUCCACAACCCACAUCCCCUUCGAACAGAUCAUCAGCCAGUCGGGAGAACCACUACCCAUGUGGGCGAACACCCUCAUCCUAAUCCUGUUCCUGGUGGUGUUCAGAUUCCUGGGUUAUGCCGUCCUCAGAUACGUCAGGAGACCAAAAUAACCACCUCAGCUCACUCCUCCAUGAGGAAGGCAACCCAGCAACCACCGAAACAUUCAUAGGUCCUCCAAUCUCUAGUACUUGCACUUCAUCCUCCAACAGUCAAGAACUUUCCUGGACUAUUUUUAUGCGAAUUUGCAGCAGGCUGAUAACCUGAGUGAUCCUCAUAUUAUUUUACACAGAUUGUAUAUGUAUAUAUAUAUAACUACCUUUAAAGGACAUAUCUAUUAUCAGUUUGUGUUGCAGAUUUCACCAUCAGGGUUACCAACCUGAUAUUGUGUUCAGAAGAAAGAGGUGCAUUUCAGUAACUGGAGUCGUGUGAGGGUGCGUCACUCACAUUCUUGUGUUCACUAAGUGAACAAUCACCAAUAUCUCUCUAUAGCCAAUGUGAUUCUCUUCUUCAUUUGUACAUAAACUAGUGAACAAAGCGAAUAGUGAAAUUUUAUUAGAUGAUACCUGUACCUUGUGCCAAAUGAUUACAAAACAGUCGAAGCGGGAAGAAAAGGCCUGGGAGAAAUGAGCAGUGUGUUUGUGCGAGUGACGUUUCUUACUUGUGAUAGAGAGAACAAAAGUUGAUUGUGUUGGAGGAAGGCGGAAAAAUGCCGAGCAUUUUCGAAGUACUCUUUACUUGUUCCAUCCAGACUAUAACGGUAUUGCAUUUGAGUUGAAGUGCGAAGUGUCACGCUGUCUUCGAUAUCACAUCUGUUCGUUUUUCUUUAAUAAAAAGAGGUUAUUUUUGUCUUUUUAAAAAAAUAUAUAUAUAUGUUUGAGAAUAUAUUCCAUCAGUUUUCACAGAACUCUCUGAAUGGACGAUUCUUCAUGCACAAAGAUCCGUUUAGAUUUAUUUACUUCACCCGUAGUUGUGCGUUAUGUGUUGAUAAUUUUAUGUGUGAGACUUUUAUCAUUAUCUCAUAGCGUUAAUAAUUUUAUGUGUGAGACUUUAUCAUUAUUUCAUAUACAUCUUUUUUUUUAAAGUUCAAAUUGUCAUCCAUUUUAGAAUGUCAUUUUGCACACAUCGUAUCAUUAUCAAAUGGAUGAUUUUUUUUUUAUAAAAAGGUAUGGACAAAAAAAAAAAAAAAAAGGAUCAUAGAUAAAUGAAAAUCACGAUUGGGUAUAUAAUUAUUUUUCUCUUAUUAGUUUUAAUAUUACUUUAUUUAAUCGAAAACAAAUGCAAUUUAUAGCUACAUUUGCAUUAAAAUGUUAUGUUUAUUUAAUUUUUUUUUCUCAUUUAUCAACUAUAAGUAUUUAUUCUUCAAUUUUUAUUGCACUGAAACAGUGUAAAAAUUAUAAUCAAUGAAUAUUUUUUUAAAAGGUAUUUUUCAUCUGAAUUAAAAAAAAAAAAUUCCAAACGUUUGUCCAUACCUGUGACUAGUUUAUAUAUACCAUUGGUUUUGAAAUGUUUUUUCUGUUAUGAGAGAAAAGAAACGAUUUCGUUUGCCAGAUGUAAAUGCAGAACAUCGUUUGGAAAGUUUAUAACUGUCGAUUUUUGUAAGUAUUUCAGUGUUAUAACGAUUUAUGUGGUUAGUUUGCGUAUGCACGAUUUAGAGUAUAUUUAUAAAAGAUUGCUAGAUUCUUUAGUAGUAACCAACAGCAAGUGCCUACUCUGUGAGGGUGACUUCGACGAUCAUAGAGAAGUUUCAUGCUUUCUGUGUCUUUGUGGCUACGCACUAACUGCAAUGAACGUAUUUGUAGAUGGAAAAAUUUAUAUUUUUAUAAUGUCUUGAAUGAUAUAUUUAUUUGGCUUUGUAUUCGUUUAUGAUGGGAAAAAGGAUGGUCGAAAAUUAUGUUGGAAAAAAAAAAUGACUGCAUAUUUAUUUAUUCUUCAAGUUGAAUUAUUUAUAUUAUAUUUUUAUUAUCAAAUUAUUAGAUGUAGUAAUAAAUAAUGGAUAAAAUGCAUUUAUCUUUAAAAAUUGCGUCUUCUAUACAGAAAUACACAUUUUCGAUAGAGUAAUCAUUUAUUUUUACAAGUCUAUGCGUUAUUGAAAUAUAAUCUCGGAAACUUUUUUGAAAGCUGUAUUUAAGAUAAGAUUUUUAGUUGUAUAUAAAGCAAAUGAUAUUUAAGUUUGCAACACAGAGUUUAAAAAUCAUGUGCAAAAGUUAUGUUUUUAAAACAUUUUUAUAUUUUCAUGACUAAGUUUUUUUUAUGGCUGAGAGAUUUAGUAAUUAUAGUUUUUUUUUUAUUUUUUGUAGUUAUUAGCAAAUAUAUGAAUCCAAUUUAAUUUAUAUCUAUGUUUUUAAAAAUGAUGACUUUAACAUUGCUUUCUAUUUGAAUGUGUAUUUGAACAUAUGUGCACUUUUAUUGAUAUAAUACUACAGUAGAACUUCGAUUAUUCGAGUUGCUAAAGACUAUGAUCGACUAUAAUUGCUAGAGACUAUAAUAAUAUUUUAAAUCGGAAUUUCUUUGCUGUUGACAAAAAUUUUAAUUUGAAAUUAUAAAAUUAAAUCCGUAUAUUAACAUUUUAACGAGUUUAUUUUUUAUUUAUUAUUAUAUUUCUUGUCCAAGAAUUUGAGAUUGUUUCUGAUAACCAUUUUCUUUCUCCGUUGCUUUUUCAUAGUGAUUUUUCAAGGACGUUUUUUCUCAAUAUAUAUAUUUCAUUUUUAAGAAUGCGAAACUUUUUGACACAUUUAGAAUGCCAUUUUCUUUUUCAGAUAAAUGUCUGGAAUUUGAGAUCACUAUUCAACUGCUUAAGAAUGUAAAUGAUUUUUUAGUUUUAUAUUUUUAAUGCUCCAAACUUCUUUUUGAAUUUAAAUGAUCAUCUUACAAUGAAGAUUUUCCAUUCGUUUUCGUGGGUAAAACAUUGGCACCAAAGCAUGCUUCAAUUUUUUUUCUGAAAAAUACUUUAAUUUUAUUAUUAUUAUUAUUAUUAUUUUUGCAAUGAGUUUGGUUAUCAAAGACGUCCGUUGGUAAAAAUCCGAAUAAUCGAAGUUCUACUCUACAGCCACGGUUGAUUAAUGCAUCGCUUUAUACAUGAUGUUAUGAUUUGAAAAUUAUUCAAAUAUAAAGUGACCCAGUUUUAUUAACUUAUUGUCAUUCGGUUUUUAAUAUAAACCAAGAUUGUCAUUUCAGAUCUGAAGAUUUUGUUUAAAACGAAUGAUUACUUUAUCGUGAUAAAACUUUACGUAUAUUCUUUAAACUUUUUUUUCCCUCAUUUUCUGAAAAUCUCAUCUUUUAUGCUAUUAUAUCUAAUGUAACCACUCUCUUGUAAUCUUAUUUUAUAGAAUAAGAUACAACUAGUAGAAACAGUCUCUUUUUUUUUAUACUACGUUAACGUUCCUACUGUUGUGAUAUCACCGUUAGAGGUGCUAAUCGAGACUGUUAUCUAUCUAUUCCAAAAUCUUAUGCUAAUAAAUUUCAGUACAGACUUUGUGAUCCUAAUGCAGCCUUUCACAGUGUUUUUAUUAUAAUUUCUUUUUUUUUUUGUUUUGUGUCUUGUAUUUCCUAUAAUUUUUGUAAAAGACAUAGUCCUAUCUAAAUCAAAGAUUGUAUAUUAACUUUUUGGUUCCUGUAGAAAAAUUUAGUUUUUAUUUUUAUUUUCGAAUGUUCUGUUUGAUUUUUAUUAUCUUUAGGGUUGCAUUAUGUCGCAGUGUUUUAGUGGCAUCGCUAAUGAUUACCACACUUUUUCAUCCAUUGAUUGGAAUUUUUAUGGCAUAAAAAAGAAAUUCUUGCUGUACGAUUUUUAAAAUCGUUUGUAAAAUUUGAAACUUGAUAUUCGUAAAUUAUUUAUGUGUUUUUGUAAUUCUUUUAAUAAUUUUCAAACAUUUUUGAUUUUAAAUUGGGGAUUUCUUUUAUGAUUAUUUGAAUCCCUCCCUUAUUUAUCUAUGUAUGUAUCUUCUUAUUUUAUCUCUUUUAAAGUGUUGUUUUGGUUAAAAUUCAGUAUGAUAUUCUUUUGAAGAUAAGAAAAUCUAUCGCUUUUUAUUAAUAUUGCGAUUUUUUAGUUCUUAAAUAUUAAUAUUUUAUCACAAUUAUAGAGAAUAUAACUGAUUUUUAUGCAGUUUUUUUCCGUCAUUUAAAACUUGGAUUGUUACAAUUGUUCUGGUGAUUCCGAACUUGAAAGUACCUUGUUGAUUCUUAUUGAAAGCUAAAGAUGGACGAUUUUGAAAUUUAGAAUUUGUAUAUAAAGCCUGUUGAAUGCUCUGGGGUAUUACCUGAUGGAUGUAUAAACUUGAGAAUAUUUAAUAAUUAUUUCCUUUCUACAAAACAAUUUUGCACUGCCAACAAUUUUUACACAAUUUUUAUUUCGAGGUUUUAUCCUUAUGUGUGUUCGAUCUGCCCGUGAAGAACUGCAGAUAUGUAUUAAUUUCACAAAUUAUCUUUUCAUUUUAAAUGUAGUGUCUCUUUUUGAAAGAAUUUUUGUGAAAAAUGAUCUCCAAAACCGAUUCAAGUAUUAGCCUGUUUUUAUUACAUCGUGAUAAAGUGUUCAUAUAUUACAUUACAUAACAUAAUUGACUGAAAGAAAUCUAUAAACUGUAACUUAGUAACAAAAAGAGUACAAUUGCAUUUUUUGUUAAAAAAAUUCCGAUGCAUUUUAAUAAAUGUUAAUGUGGUAAGAAAUAAACAUAUAUUCCAUAUUUUUUGUGAAAAUUAACUAACUAUUUCUUAGUAAAAAAUCGAUUGCAAAAUGAACACAAAUUUUCUUAAUUUUUUUUAAAUAUUAAACUAAAUAGUUGUCACCGUUUUUUAAUUUCCAACUAUUAAAGAAGGCUCAAACUCCAUUUUGGAAAAAAACAUAUAUUUUAUAUGAAAGAAUAUUUACGUGUUUAUUGAAAGUAAGAGUAACUGAGCGAAGAUUUUGAUGCAAAAUUGUACGAAUUUUUUUGUUAUUGUAUUUUAUGUAUUCUUUAAUUUCCAUCAUUUAUUUCAUACGAAUGUUACUUUUUUUUGUGAGAAUUCACGAUGACAACUUUGUUUCGAAUGAAAAGAAAGGUCCAAAGUUUAUUUGUGAAAAAGAUUCCGUACCACUUUACUAUUGCCACUGCCUAUAAGUGAAAGGCCAGCCUAAUUUAUAUCAUUAUGUGUUUUGUGUACGUUUUUCAUCAUAUCGAUUUUUUCGUUCUCUUUAUAUUGAGUAUUAAAGUGCUCUUACUUCA